AUGGCUUCCACGACUACCACUUCCAUCCUCAUAUUAGCAGCAAUCCUACUUUCCGGGAUGUCGCCGCCACCGGCCGCGGCGGCCCGGACCUUCUCCGGCGAGACAUCGAUGGUGGAGAGGCACGAGGCAUGGAUGGUGCAGUACGGACGUGCCUAUAAAGACGAUGCCGAGAAGGCCAAGAGGUUCCGAAUUUUCAAGGACAAUGUGGACUACAUCGAAUCCGUCAACGAGGCCGCGACCACGUCCUACAAGCUUUCGAUAAAUCAGUUCGCGGAUUUGACAAACAAGGAAUUUCAAGAGUCGCGCAACGGAUAUAAGACCUCCGCUCGCCCCAAAACGUCGGCGUUUAGGUAUGCGAACGUGACCGCGGUUCCGUCGAGCGUCGACUGGAGAAAAAAGGGGGCCGUCACCGGUGUUAAAGAUCAAGGCCAAUGCGGAUGUUGUUGGGCAUUUUCCGCGGUCGCGGCCGUCGAAGGAAUCCACCAACUCAAGACAAAGUCGCUCGUAUCCUUAUCCGAGCAAGAGCUCGUUGACUGCGACACAAGCAAGGACGAGGGAUGCAACGGCGGACUCAUGGACAACGCCUUCGAGUUCAUCGUCCAAAACCACGGCCUAACGACCGAAUCGAGCUAUCCAUACCAAGGAACGGACGGCACUUGCAACUCCAAGAAGGAAUCCUCGAGCGCGGCCAAGAUCACCGGGUACGAGGAUGUCCCCGCCAACAGCGAAUCGUCAUUGAGGAAGGCAGUGGCGAAUCAGCCGGUAUCCGUCGCCAUCGACGCUAGCGGAUCCGAUUUCCAGUUCUACUCGAGCGGAGUGUUCACGGGACAGUGUGGAACUGAUCUAGAUCAUGGUGUCACGGCCGUCGGAUACGGGAACACGAGUGACGGGACCAAGUAUUGGCUCGUGAAGAACUCGUGGGGUACAAGCUGGGGCGAGAGCGGAUACAUUCGGAUGCAGCGCGGCGUCGACGCCGCCGAGGGGCUGUGUGGCAUUGCAAUGCAGGCUUCUUAUCCGACGGCCUAGAU
Molecule: messenger RNA, 1028 nt
Organism: Andrographis paniculata
Lineage: Eukaryota; Viridiplantae; Streptophyta; Magnoliopsida; Lamiales; Acanthaceae
Product: senescence-specific cysteine protease SAG39-like
Exons: 2
Coding region: 1-1026 (341 amino acids)
Cellular component (GO): lysosome
Molecular function (GO): cysteine-type endopeptidase activity
Source: RefSeq, a predicted model, not a curated record